Molecule: messenger RNA, 706 nt
Organism: Xenia sp. Carnegie-2017
Lineage: Eukaryota; Metazoa; Cnidaria; Anthozoa; Malacalcyonacea; Xeniidae
Exons: 2
Coding region: 58-375 (105 amino acids)
Source: RefSeq, a predicted model, not a curated record
AAUCUAAUCAUUGAAUCUCAUAAAACACGAGUCUGAAAGUGGAAUUUUUAUAGCAAAAUGUUCUGCCAAAGUUGUGGAACAAAGCUUUUGGAUAAAGCCAAAUUUUGCCACAACUGUGGAUUUUGUGCAUUAUCAGAUGUCGAAAUAGGCUCAAAACCUCCAAGCAAGACCAUUGGAGUAAAGCCCCUUUCAUUUGAAGAGUUUCGUAAGAAGAAAGAGGAAGACAGAUCAUCAAAAUUUAAGCCAAAACCUGGUGGAAAAAAAGCAAAGUUGUCAAAAGAGGUGAAGGUGCAGGUUGGAAUUGUGAAUGACAAAAAUGGAGAUGGAUGGUGUAUUGGUAAGGGUGAAGUCAAGGACAAUAACAAUUGCAGUUGAUGAAGAUGUUGAUGGAAAUGCUCUUCUUGAAAAAGCAAUUGAUAAACAUUCAAGACAUCAUAAACAAUUUAACAAGUAUAAAAAAUAUGUUCUUUUGUAUAAUGACAUGUCAAUUGUGAGGUAUUUACCCCAGACCAACAUACCAUUUGUGCUUUCAAAAUAUAAAGAAGAUUUGUUGCUGCCAUACUCCAAAAUGUAUUUCUGGCUAUGUACAGAAGAUGAUUUUGAAAAUUCAAUUUCUGAUGAAAGUUCUGACAAGGAACUUGAAGAGAUUUCGAUGAAGUAUCAUGAGUCUCAACCUUCAACAUCAAAGUCAUUGGCCACAACAGGU